This is a messenger RNA of Colletotrichum destructivum, 907 nucleotides long. RefSeq lists its product as uncharacterized. Lineage: Eukaryota; Fungi; Ascomycota; Sordariomycetes; Glomerellales; Glomerellaceae. The coding region runs from base 247 to 615 and encodes 122 amino acids. The record is from RefSeq and is a predicted model, not a curated record. The transcript has a single exon.
ACAUAGUCUCAUUCAGCAAACUCUUUUGACCAACAUAUAGCACAUGAUGCAACGCUUCCAGAUGAUCUCAUCUACAAACCUCCUCUUCGUUUCUCCCUCUAUUUUCCACAAUACGAAUAUAGUACAGAGUCAAUACGAGACCAGUGCGACAGGUGGUAGGCAAACUCUCUCCUUCCUAUCGGACAGGUGCCCUCUCUUCUCAACUCAUCUACUAGAUCGUCCAGUGGAAACAUCUCAAGGUUUAAGAUGAAAAAAACGUCAUCGGGUCCGAGUAUCUUUGAAAUCCACACUGAAAGACAUGGAUGGCAUCUUGUCAUACAACCAGCUCGACCUCAUACGUCGCGUGGUAUGCGUCCAAGACAGUCUCCAUCACCCUCACACCCCCGAAACAUGCCAGCCAGUCUGGCAAAAAAUAAUGGCAACGACUAUCCGAGACAUUACGGUGUCCGUGCCGGCACCCGUGCCGGCAACGUACACUUCUCGACCCCUGUUCGGAAGAACCUUCUCGAGAACGAGUCUCGCUUCAGACUCGCGGAUCCUCAUUGUGGCCAGCAGCGCUUCUCCGGGACACAAGGCUUGCGACUGACAGCGAGACCUGCAAAAUUCCACAUGUGAUCGAGCAAUGAUGUGAAUGUUGUAUUCUUCUAUAAAACUGGGUCAAGAGACCGUACGUUGCCUCCUUUUGAAAAGAGCCAUCAAUCUAUCUACGCGGUUCAAUUCGAGAUCCACUAGGCGGCCCUGCCAUGCCUCGAACUAGUUUAGAAAAAGAAGGACCAAAUACAUAAAAAUGGAACAAAACCACCACGUCUCUUCCGUGCAUGCCCUUCCGAUGGUCGCUCUAUCCGCAAACCCCAAUGCUCGUCGGUCUACCAUACCCGCCACCCCCCACCCCACGCUCUACCCCCUC